Messenger RNA from Triticum dicoccoides, 1596 nucleotides. RefSeq names its product U-box domain-containing protein 36-like. The record is from RefSeq and is a predicted model, not a curated record. NCBI's taxonomy places the organism in Eukaryota, Viridiplantae, Streptophyta, Magnoliopsida, Poales, Poaceae. Gene Ontology annotation, molecular function: ubiquitin protein ligase activity. The transcript has 7 exons. Gene Ontology annotation, biological process: protein ubiquitination. The coding region runs from base 439 to 1455 and encodes 338 amino acids.
GCUGCUGUGCCGCCACCUCCCCGCGCGACGCCCCUCCACCUCGACCGACCCCGCCGCGAGCACGCCGGAGGCGGCGCCGAUGGGUCGAGCUCCGUCGCGGCGGGGGGCGACCGGAAGGGCAAGGGGACGCUGCCGCCCAAGGUCAUUCCUUCUCCUCCGAGCUCCGCGGGCAGCAGCAGCUCCUCCACCCGCUCCCUCGACUACGCCGCCGCAUUGAGAGGCGGGGCCCUCGGAGGCGGGGAGUCGAGCUCCGCGGAAGGCGGCAGCAAGGCACGGGUGACCAGGAGCGACCCCGGCGCGGCGGAGACGAGGGGGGUGCCCGACGCGGCGGCGCAUCCGUUCGACCCCAAGCUGGUGUCCAGGCAGCGGCUGGCAGCCGUCGACAAGGAGAACAGGCGAUGGGAACAUCAGUUCAACUCGUUGCGCGCGGAAGAGGCGAUGCAGAGGAAGGAGCAGUCUCUUGAUCAAUCAUACAGGCAGUGGUUCGAUUCAGAGAAAAAAAGAGGCUACUCCAAUGGAUCGAGCUCCUCCGCGACAGGGGUCAACCGGAAGGGAAAGGGGAUGCUGCCCCUCAAGGCCAUUCCUUCUCCUCCGAGCUCCGCAGGAAGCAGUAGCUCCUCCACCCACUCCCUCGACUACACCGCCGCAUUGAGAGCUGGGGCCUUCGGAGGCUGGGAGUUGAGCUCCGCGGCGGGCGGCAGCAAGGCCCGGGUGACGUGGGGCGACCCCUUGGCGGUGGAGAUGAGGGAGGUGACCAACGCGGCGGCGCAUCCGUUCGACCCCAAGAUGGUGUCCAGGCAGCGGUGGCUGGUGAAAGAGCAGGCGGCCGUCGACAAGGAGAAGAGCCGACGAGAACAGCAGUUCAACUCAUUGCGCGCGGAAGAGGCAAUGCAUAGGAAGGAGCAGUGGUUCGAUUCACCGAAAAAUGGAGCUCGUUCCAAUGAGGUUCCAGUAAAGUGGUCUUAUAAUAAUGAUGAUGAAAUUCCGUACCCUUUAUACGCUGAAUUUUGUGGAGAUUAUUCCUCCUCGUCCCCAAGAAGAGAGUGGAGCGAUGUAAGAAUUGUCAGGAGACUCCGAGGGUUGCGUUGGCAAGAGAGGGUCGCUGCUCGUACUCACUUCAGAGAGCUACGUGAUAGUUGGGUAGCUGCUAGACGCAAGCCUAGUUCUUUAUUCAUGUCAGCAAUGGACCAAGUUAGGGACGGGAAGGCUAAGGAGUACAGCGGCGGUUGCGCAAUUCCCGGAUAUCUUACAUGUCCGUUGUCUGGGGAGCUCAUGAUAGAUCCCGUGACAAUUGCUACAGGGAAGACAUUCGAGCGACACUUCCUGAAGGGCUGGUUCGAGAAGAAGGGACACAUUUGUCCUCUGACCAAUGAGACCGUGUCAAGCACCAUCAUCUGGAAUGACCGCAUCCGAGGAUACUUAGAGGAGUGGAAUGAAGUGAUGGAAGAAGAGUAGUGCUGAUAUGUGUGUUUGUCGAAUUACAUUUACAGUGCUGCUACUUUUCUCCUAGUUGGAAAAGAUUAAAAAAUCAUUAGUACAAUUCUGCUUGUGACUUGCUAAGUAAUUUCAGAAUCAUCAUUGGAGUAGAUGUUUGCU